Doryrhamphus excisus (bluestripe pipefish) is the source of this 879-nucleotide messenger RNA. RefSeq names its product SRA stem-loop interacting RNA binding protein (gene slirp). The record is from RefSeq and is a predicted model, not a curated record. Lineage: Eukaryota; Metazoa; Chordata; Actinopteri; Syngnathiformes; Syngnathidae. Gene Ontology annotation, molecular function: RNA binding.
UACAUUGUACUGUAUAUUAUGAUUUGGGAAAAAAUAUUGGCGGAACUUACGUCAUUUGUCAAAGUGUCUUCUGGGAAAGAAAAAUGGCAGCACCAUCGAGGAAAGUGUUUGAGGUGUUUGUAUCAAAAGUACCAUGGACUGUUGCUGUCAAGGAGAUGAAGGAAUACUUUGGGCAAUUUGGACAGGUGAAGAAGUGUCUGCUGCCAUUUGAUAAAGAAACCGGCUUCCACCGAGGCUUCUGCUGGGUGAGCUUCAGCACGGAGGAGGGAUUGAACAACACGCUGCAGAAAGAGCUACACGUCCUGGAGGGGUCAAAGCUUCAAGUGCAGAAGAACAGACGGCCUUUUGGACGCAAAUCCAACAACGGAUUUGACUGAAACUGUGUUUGGGAAAGUCUGUGUCUUAGUGUGUUCAGCCAUGAUUAUUUAUUGUAACCAUUGACAUUGGAAUGCAAUAAAAAAUGUUUCAUGUCUGUUCUGGUUGUUUUCUUCUCAGGAUAAUAGGCUUUGAUGAAAGGUUGGUUUGUGGUUGUAAAUGAUGUUAACUGCUGGAGGUGACAUUAUUUUAAAUGGAAUAUAGCAAAGAAAUAGCAUAGUUUAUGACCUUAUUAUGGGUUUAAACAUUAUUAGAGCCCUCUUGACAUGAAAUAACACCCCUACAGUCACCUUUUCCCACAUUAUUUGUAAAUGGAAUAUCUUCAUAGUUAAGGUAAUAGAAAAGCUGUUUACCGUCUUUUUAUGGGUUUUAACAUUAGAGCCCUCUUGACAUGAAAUAACACCCCUAUAGUCACUUUUUCCACAUUAUUUAUAAAUGGAAUAUCCUCAUUAAGAACAUAGAAAACCUGUUUAUGACCAACCGAGCAAUAACUAACUAUAAUUC